This is a messenger RNA of Trifolium pratense (red clover), 873 nucleotides long. RefSeq names its product ribonuclease S-1-like. NCBI's taxonomy places the organism in Eukaryota, Viridiplantae, Streptophyta, Magnoliopsida, Fabales, Fabaceae. Gene Ontology annotation, molecular function: RNA binding; ribonuclease T2 activity. The coding region runs from base 50 to 754 and encodes 234 amino acids. The transcript has 2 exons. Gene Ontology annotation, biological process: RNA catabolic process. Gene Ontology annotation, cellular component: extracellular region. The record is from RefSeq and is a predicted model, not a curated record.
UUCUAUAAAUUGGAAUGAAGUUUUCAUUCUUACUCAUUAACACAAAACCAUGGCUUCAUCAACACUAAUAGUUUUUAUUACUAUUCUGUGUUCAUGUUCAUUGACCUUCGGAUCUUAUCAAUAUCUCCACCUAGUUCUGCAAUGGGCCCCUGCACAAUGCAGGGUCUCCGACUUUAAGUGUACUAAGCCCGCGGCACAUGAUAAGUUUACGGUGCACGGGAUAUGGCCGUCUAAUUUCAAAGAUCCUCAGCCAAGAGAUUGCAAGUUAUCAAGUUCAAAAGACCAGACUCUUGACAUGAAAAAUCUUCCUCGAGGAUUAGUGAAUAGGCUUACGACGUUAUGGCCCAGUUUAACUAGCACUGAUGAAGACUUUUGGAGGCUUCAGUGGAAAACCCAUGGAACCUGCUCCUUCUCUAUGUUUGGCCAGGCGAAAUACUUCUGGUUAGCGGUAAAUCAUUGGGAACAUAUGAAUAUAUUUGAAAUGCUUAGGGAAGAUGGUAUUGUCCCAACUCCAGGUAAAAUGUUCGAUCAAAACGACAUAAUAGAAGCUAUAAAGAAACAUCACUUCCAUGGUCAGGUUGCCAUUAAACCUGAAUUCCAUUGCAGACCAAUAUCACAAUCAGGAUCAAAACCACCAAGUCCACUAUCAUCAGAGUUAUUAGAGAUAAGGCUGUGUGUAGAUCAUGAUGGAUUUAACUACUUUAACUGUACAAGUGGUGGAAAUUGUGGACAAAAAUUUGAAUGGUUUAUAUGAAUGAAUGAUACUAGUACGUACUACUAUGUCUUCUGUACUAAAUAACACAUAUGUCUGUCUAUGGCAGACAUCCUUAAUUUUAAAGGGAAUUUAUAAUUUAAAUAUAUGGUAUACUUCUG